Molecule: messenger RNA, 1338 nt
Organism: Rhododendron vialii
Lineage: Eukaryota; Viridiplantae; Streptophyta; Magnoliopsida; Ericales; Ericaceae
Product: transcription factor JUNGBRUNNEN 1
Exons: 3
Coding region: 68-1024 (318 amino acids)
Biological process (GO): regulation of DNA-templated transcription
Molecular function (GO): DNA binding
Source: RefSeq, a predicted model, not a curated record
UAUCUCCUUCUCCAUCCAGCGCACAAGAGAGAGAGAGAGAGAGAGAGAGAGAGAGAAGCAGGCAUAUAUGGAAGGUGAGAAGAUGAGUACUAGUUGGAGCAUGAAUAAUAAUAAGGGUGAUGAUCAAGAUCGUGAAGACGAUGUUCCACUACCGGGGUUCAGGUUUCAUCCGACUGAUGAAGAACUUGUUGGGUUCUACUUGCGUCGUAAGAUUGAGAAGAGACCCCUCAGUAUCGACCUUAUCAAACAGGUUGAUAUCUACAAAUACGACCCUUGGGAUCUUCCAAAGGGCACUACUAUGGGAGACAAAGAAUGGUACUUCUUUUGCAAAAGAGGUAGAAAAUACAGAAACAGCAUAAGACCAAAUAGAGUGACUGGGUCUGGGUUCUGGAAGGCAACAGGCAUCGACAGGCCAAUCUAUUCAGCCAACCAAGAAGGCCGUGAAUGCAUUGGACUCAAGAAAUCACUGGUUUACUAUCGCGGGAGUGCCGGAAAGGGGACCAAAACGGAUUGGAUGAUGCAUGAAUUUCGCCUUCCCACUGAUCACGACGAUAAAAGCACCAAACAUGUUGAUGUCAAAAGCAUCGCUCAAGAAGCUGAAGUUUGGACACUAUGCAGAAUCUUCAAGCGAAACACAUCGUACAGAAAGUGCAUACCAGCUGAUUGGAGAGACCAGCAAUCUGCUAAAAGAAGUGUUCAUCCAGUGGAUGCAAGUUCUAAAACCUGCAGCAUGGACUCAAACAGCCACGAAAGUUACAUCGACUUCCGAUCAGCACCCCAAGUAAUUCGACAGAAUCACGACCACCAGCAGAGGAAGAACAACUUUGUUCAUCAUCAUCUCGGUCACACUAAUCAGAUGGUUGUAGGCCAAUUGAGCUCCAUAACUAGUCAAGCUCCCUCAGCUGCGUCGUACUCAAGCUUCUUUAGUCCCGACGUGAAUGAAUUCAUGAAGUAUGGGGAUUGGGGUGAGCUUGGAUCGGUUGUGGAGUUUGCUGCUCCUGAUCAAGCAAUAUUCCAUAUGUGAAAUUACUAACACCGCAUGGGAUUUUAGUGAUCGGUUAUAGGUUUCAUAAUUCGUAAUUUUUAUCACCAGACAGUUAUUUAAUGUGUGCAAUUUCUUUGAUUAUUAUGAAUUUUAGGAGUUUGAAGAUAGUGUUCUUUUUUUUAAUCAAAUUCUGGAAAUUGUGAUACAUAUGUUUAAGUCAGUGUUUUCAAGCUUUGGGCUGCUGCGCUCCCUCGAAUCUUGUUAUUGAAAUCGGGGCAUUGUACGUGUCACCCUAGUUUCUUAAAUUGUUUUACUACAUGGCAUGAAUUUAUACGCAACAAGAUAUUAUAGUA